AUGCAUUUUAACUGUAAGUAUUUACAUAAAACUGAGGCUUUUCAUAUGAUUGUAGGGGACGCAAGUUAUUUCAUAUUUUACUUUGUUUUGAAGAGGAAAGCUGAAUAAAACAAGGGGGAUAAAAGAUAUUUUCAAUUUCAGCAUUGUUUGAUGGAAUAAUAUCAUAUAGUAACAUAUAGCCUUAUUUCAUUCCAUCAUCUAUAUUAUUUUAAAUGUUGCAUGAAUUAAAAAUCUAGACAGUAACAGCUUUAUUUUAAAAAUUUGUACUCAAGAAAUAAUUCUCAAAAUAAAAUUAUGGUGAAUAAAUAACAAAAUUUAUCUUUUGUAAAUCAUCUUAAUGCCUGCAAAACAUCAAAAUAUUGUUAUCUAGUGUCUGAAAAUAUUUUGCAAUCAUUACUUUUUUUAUAAAAAUAAAGUCAAUUUCAGAAACCUCAUUUUUUACUUAAAAAUUUUGUUAUUUAUUCACCAUAAUUUUAUUAAAAAUUUGGAAUUCUUAGAGAGAGAUUAGGUAUACCCAUAGUUGGAUUUUCAAACUUUUUAUUUAGAAGAUCAAAGAAUGAUAUUUUAGUUAAGAAAUAAAAUUAAUAGCAAUAGUUUUAAUUAUAGUAUCCCAUUUUACUUUAGCAGAUCAAUAUAUAUUAAAAGAUAGAUUAUUUCAAAAACUAAAUUUUUAAGUAUUUUAUGUAGAAGAUUAUGAAGGAAUGUGGGGUUUAUUAUACUUUGGUGUUGUAAUGGCAAUUCUUAAUUUUAAACCAAGUAAUUUUAAAGUAGGAUAUGUUUUUUAUAAUGAUUAAGAAAAUUUGGAAUGUAGAGACGUAUUAUUUUAACAAUUAAGAGAUGAUGCAUGUUCAUCAGCAGGGUAUACCUAGUUUUGCAUUAUUUAAUAUAUUUGAUGAAAAUGAUAGAAAUAUAUUUCUGUAUUAACUCUAAAUUAUUAGAACAUUUUUAAAAUAAGGUAUAGGAUUAAUAGUAAAAGCUAUACUUCUUAAUUGUGUUUAUCAAUAACAAAAAAUUUUGAUAUAAAGCUUAAAGAGUAUGGGGAAAAACAUCAAAAUAGACUAAUUUGAUCGAAUUAAUUAGAUUUGUUUUAUUAGUGUUAAGUAACUUAAUAUUAAGAAAGGUUGA
Paramecium sonneborni is the source of this 1125-nucleotide messenger RNA. NCBI's taxonomy places the organism in Eukaryota, Ciliophora, Oligohymenophorea, Peniculida, Parameciidae. The record is from the annotation of a GenBank genome assembly.